UGCUGGCUGGCUGAUAAAGCGAAGCAAAUACGGGUACUUCGGGGAAAAUGUGCGUUCUUGAAUGAUUGUGACCAUGGCCAAACACAGAAAGCAGCAAAACCACAACGGCAUCUUUGAUUUGGGGCCCUUCUAUCAGUGCUAUCAGAGAGAAAGCACCACACACAAAGACGUACCGUACCGUACCGUACCGUAGCUGUCUGUACCGUACAUAAGAUAAGCCAAGAUGGACUCGUUUGAGUUGUUUGCGAGCGAUGCCUUUGCUGACACAGGCGCCCCCAGCGCCAUUCCAACGAGCCUCAACAACUUGACGGGCAAUGUUACUUCUUCAUCAACUAAUGCUGGGAACAGCAACACCAAUACUUCGUCUCGCAAACGAUCACGAGCCGGUUCACCCACUCCUGCUAGUCGUCCCGUCAAAGUGGUGGCAAACCCUACUGUAACAACAGCCACAGCAGGCGACAAGAGUCAAACCCUGGCAGCUCGAUUGUUGGAUCCGGUCAAGCGCAAUGGCGCCUUGAACGAACUGUUGAUGCAAUCCGCCACCAAUUAUGUUCUCGAUGGAGAAGCCAUUGUAAAAUCAUUGGUGGCUGUGGCAUUUGACUGUCUCGAUUGGGAGAAUGAUGACAAUGACAACAACAACAAUAGUAAUAAACAUCGACAACCAACCUUUCUACCCGACAAGGCAUGGACGGAUCAUUCCUCUGCCGAAGCCAAAACCUGGGCCACUCAUUGUCUGGAUCGAUUCUCACACAGAGAAUACCUCAUGGAGCUGGACAAUGUCCGAUGCAUUGAAGCGGUCUUGAUCAUCAUUCGCAACCUCUCCUUUGCGGCUCAAAAUGCUCGCUUGCUGGCUUUUUCGCCCAAUGUCUUGGCCAUUUUGACGGGAUCACUCUACGAAGGAACCUUUGCCAGUUCACCAUCCAGUGGAGAAGACCCAAACAACCCAAACAUGGCACCUCCCAAUCAACUUCCAUUGGCAUUGCCAGCAUUACACGCGCUGCAGAAUCUGGCACCGCAUCUAGAUCCAGAAGGACAAAAACUGUUUUGUGACAAACUAUUCCUCACACAAAAGGGAGACGAAGGGCCUCUCGUGCCAGAUCCGGCCACGUUCGGACAAGCCGCAGACUCGGUGUGGGGAUUUGGAUCGCUUUGGCUGGCGAAACGACUCGAUACCAAGGAAGACGUCUUGACGGAUGUCCCUGGACCCAUUUUGUUGGAUCUUACCAAUGCCGCUGGAUACAUUGUCGGUGUCUGGUCCAUUUUCCCGGCACUCUACUUUAUCUUUACGGAUCCAAGAACACCCCGCAGCGUGUUGAUUCAAGCGCUCGAUUUACUGCAAGAAUUCGUCAAUCAAGCUAGAGUCGGUGUCGUGGGAUCCGUGGAAGAUGAUGUGUCCAAGGACAAGAUUCCAACGGCCAGAGCCAUUCUGGUCAAUUUGCCCGAUCGAGUGUUGGACCGGUUGAUUGAUAUGCUAUAUGUCCCACGUCUUGGACCGGAUAGUUUGGCCUAUGAAGAUCCUACCGUGAAUAUCGUCACUCGGGUCACAUACCUCAGCUUGAUGGUGGGAUAUGAACGAACCGUCGACACGGAUGUUCGCGAUCGGUCCCUCGAUGUCUUGUUGCCUCUGUUGGAGAUUGAUUCGCCACGCAUGGCGAACCGGUUGGCAGUCAAACCAAAUGGAAUGGUUCGCACCCGACUGUUUGAUGCAUUGGUGCCUUGUCUCGCUGGGCAAGUGGGGCGCAGUGAAUCUUCCAUGUUGGCAUCGCAAGUGUUGAAGGAAUUGGCCAAAGCCGGUGGCCCGUGUCGAUUGGGACUGGCGUAUAUCCGGCAUCGCCUCGUGGGAAUGGCAUCGAAAGAUGCAAGAAUAUCGCAGUUGGUCUUUGCACAUCUCUAUCCAACUCAGGCGGAUGAUAGCGACAGUGAGGAAUCGGAGGAAGAAGAAGACAAUAUCUAAAAACACAGCUAGCUACUGUACAUGUAGUGAGUCCUGGUGGCAGCAAGCAAUGAUGCAAUCCUAUCUACCGGUAGCUACUAGUACUAGUGCACAAAGUUUUUGUUUUC
Messenger RNA from Seminavis robusta, 2061 nucleotides. NCBI's taxonomy places the organism in Eukaryota, Bacillariophyta, Bacillariophyceae, Naviculales, Naviculaceae. The record is from the annotation of a GenBank genome assembly.